ACGGGAUUGCUUAAAGCGUUUGCACUACAAUUCGUUUAUUGGCGGCAAAAUCCGACGGUGAAGAGCAAAAAUAUAUAUCGGCCACUUUAGAACUAAAGAAAUGGUGUAGGUUAGGCCAAUAUUUUCCUUUUAAGUUUAUAACCUUUCGUAUCAGUUCGGUAAUGAUAAAUUUCCAUGCAUAUCAGCAAAUAGACUGCGAUCGAGUACAAUAAAAAGCGUGCUGCCAAAAAUAAAGAUCAUAUCAGAAAAUUUUCGUUUAAAUACCACGAUUAUCAAGAAGUUGUCCACAGUUGCGGCAACGAAAGAGCCCAAAAAUAUACUCGUCAAAUAAUUGAAAUAUUAAGAAAAAAUAACUAAAAAAUUGAUAUUGGAGAACAUAAAUCAAAUUAAGAGUUGGAUGAACGGGCGGAUAGACAUCCAAGCUUGAAAAGGAUAAAGUCCUUUAGUGAACAAAAAACAAAAACACAACUCGAAUAAGUUCGAAAUUAAACAACAGUGUACAAAAAAUACCACAGCACAACUAAGAAAUGAAUUCCCUCAAAAAACUUUUAGUUCUGUGUGUAUUAAUUACCCAAUUGUUAGACUUAUCCCAUACACAAAGUAUUAUAAAUGGAACCUCCCCCCUCGAGGAUGAAGUUCUGUUUACACUGGAUGACUUUGUCAGUGGCCCAGCAUGGUCGGUUAGUUUCUCAGAAAAGAAAUUAAACAUGUCCAUGACCGAUAUUAGCAUUAUUCAGCUAACAAUCACGGAUAUAGACCCAGCCUGGGGAUCUGACUAUGAAUUUCACAUUCUAGCCGAGGAUAAUGAAGUAGUGUUGCUAACACAAAAUGUUAUAAAAUCCAAAGAUAUUAAGCCUGGAGACACCACAUGGCAUGGAAAUUUCACCGCCGAGGGUUUAUUUAUUGGCCACAGUCCCAUAUAUGUGGAACUGCGCAGACCUCAACAGCAGCCAGAAGUGGCCUUGGAAAAGCUGCAACUCAUUGUUUUACGUAAAAUUGGCACCAUGGAUUAUGUAUUUCAAAUUCUAGUGGGAAUUUUCGUCAUGGCCUUGUAUACAAACUUUGGAGCUGUGCUAGAGUUGGAUGCCCUCAAGCAGAUACUUAUUCGACCAAUUGGACCUCUUAUUGGAUUUUUGGGCCAGUUUGUGGUUAUGCCUGUAUUGAGUUUUUUCAUAGGCUAUUUGCUGUUUCGCGAUAUGAUUGAAUUGCGUCUGGGUCUAUUCUUUACCGGCUCUACACCAGGUGGUGGUGCUUCAAAUAUAUUCACUGUGGUUCUUAAUGGAAAUUUGAAUUUGUCCAUAACCAUGACGGCCAUAAGUAAUUUGGCUGCCUUUGGCAUGAUGCCCUUGUGGAUAUUCACCUUGGGAGCCUUAAUCUUCAAGGAUGGUAAUUUGGUGGUGCCUUAUAAGACCAUUGCCACCAUGUCCUUCUCAUUGGUCAUCCCGCUGAGUAUUGGCAUUGCUAUGCAGAAAUAUUAUCCCAAUAUGGCCAAGAAAAUGUCUAAGCUGUUAAAACCCUUCGCCUUUGGAUUUAUUCUGAUAAUUAUGGUGUUUGCAUUUACUGUUAAUUCCUACAUGUUCAAAUUGUUCUCAUGGAAGAUUUUAAUUGCCAGCAGUGCAUUGCCAUGGAUAGGCUAUGUAAUCGGUUGGUUGAUGGCCAUCAUUUGUCGACAAUCGCCACGUGACGCCUUAACCAUUGCCAUUGAGACGGGCAUACAAAAUACCGGUAUUGCAAUUUUCAUGUUAAACUUUGCCUUGCCACAACCCCAGGCUGAUAUGACCAGUGCUGUACCGGUGGCAAGUUCAAUGGUCACGCCAUUGCCAUUGCUGGUGAUCUAUGUGAUAAGGAAAAUCUUUUGUCGCUCCAGCAUGGAACGAGUGGAGAAAUCAUCUAGCGCCAUUACCAAAGAUACCAAACUCGCAGAAAUUGAAGCCAUGAUGGAGAAAAGUGAAAAAUCCGAUUGGCAUAAAUGAAAACAACGAAAUUGCCUACAUUUAUACAAUUAUGUGAUAAAAUUGUGAUGUUAUUAUUUCCAAGAAAUAAAUUUU
Stomoxys calcitrans (stable fly) is the source of this 2048-nucleotide messenger RNA. RefSeq names its product hepatic sodium/bile acid cotransporter. The coding region runs from base 528 to 1973 and encodes 481 amino acids. Gene Ontology annotation, cellular component: membrane. Lineage: Eukaryota; Metazoa; Arthropoda; Insecta; Diptera; Muscidae. The record is from RefSeq and is a predicted model, not a curated record. The transcript is spliced from 3 exons.